UUUUAGGCUUAGAAAGAUUUUGUGGACAGCUGCUUUUCAGGCCUCGUCUUGGGUGCAUGAUGCUGACUUGUCUUUGGAAAGUCUUUCCUUUCUUUGUCAUCUCAUGUUGUUUACUUACCAAUGUGAUGCUUGAGGAUGAUUCACCAGUGAUCGCCAAAUAUUUCAACACAAAAGGGAGGUAUGAGGAAGUGAACCUGUAUCUCAUCAAGGACAUACUUGCUGUUAACCGAUCCAUUUUACAGCCUCCAUCUGCACAAUGUCAGGAGAGUCAUCUGACUGCAAUAAUAAGACAUGGCACAAGAUACCCGACGACUAAAAUCAUCAAGGACAUUCAGCAGCUCUACAGCAUCGUCCUGCACAAUGCCUCAGGUGAAGACACCUGGCUGCGUGAAAUCCAGACCCAGUGGACGAUGUGGUACACUGAAGACAUGGACGGCCGACUCACCUGGAAAGGUGUGAACGAUCUCAAGCAUCUUGCCGUCAGGCUGUCAAACCUGUUCCCCUCGCUGAUUUCUGAGGAGAAGCUUCGAGGUGGACUCAUCAACUUCAUAACAAGCUCAAAGCACAGGUGUAUCAACAGCACGUUGGCCUUUAAGGCUGGACUGACAGAGCUGUGGGAUAUCAAAGAUAAGGAGUUUGACCAUGCAGUGAAUGAUUCUCUGAUGAGGUUUUUUGACAUGUGCACCAGAUUUGUUCAGGAAGUGGAUAAGAACGCCUCAGCGGUGGUAGAGGUGGACAAAUUCAAGCAGGGACCAGAGAUGAGGAGGGUCCAGGAGAAGAUCGCGGAUCGUCUUAGAGUCCCGUACAGUUUCAUCACACAUGAUAUGGCUGAAGCUGCAUUUUACUUGUGCGCUUAUGAAUUUGCCAUCAAGGCUGUGAACUCCCCCUGGUGUCAGCUCUUCGAUGAGGAUGACGCAAAGGUUAUGGAGUAUGCAAGUGACCUGAGGGAGUUCUGGAAAAGGGGCUAUGGAUAUGAUAUUAACAGAAAGUCAAGCUGCAUUCUCUUUCAUGAUGUGUUCAACCGUCUGAACAAGGCAGCCAGCCAGAACAAGUCUGGUCAGCAGGUGACGGAAGCCGUGACAGUUCAGGUCGGCCAUGCAGACACCCUCCUGCCACUGCUUACCCUGCUGGGCUUUUUCAAGGACAGCGAAGCACUGACAUCAACCAACUACGCCGCACAGACCCAGCGCUCCUUCCGCACUAGCCACAUGUUGCCCUACGCAGCUAAUUUGCUCCUGGUGCUGUAUGACUGUGGAGAAGGCGACCUGAGACUGCAGCCACUGCUCAACGAGAAGCCUGUGACUUUCCCCGGUUUAACUGACCAGCGGGCCUCCAUGCCGCUCUAUCAAGAUGUCAGAGAGCACUACAGGGAACUGCUCCAAGGCUGUGACUUUGAGAAUGAGUGUCAGCUGUUCAAGCAUCCUGCUGAAGUUUAGGUAGACAGGAUUCUGUCAUGUUUCAGAUACCUGUUAAUUAUUAGCAGCUCAACCAAAGAGACAUUUCACCUCUACACUAAUGGCACAGUUUAAAAUAACUGUAAUAGGUUGUAGCUUUUGUUUUUAAUUUCAUGCAGAAAUGAGAGACACAUUUGAAAAAGUAAGACAAAAAUGUAGUGUUUACUUCAUUCCUCUCCCAUUAAUUACUUUGUGACUCUUGUGGUCUUUAAAUGCAACACUUUUACUUGCAAUGGAGUAGAUUUACAAUGGCAA
Molecule: messenger RNA, 1709 nt
Organism: Toxotes jaculatrix (banded archerfish)
Lineage: Eukaryota; Metazoa; Chordata; Actinopteri; Toxotidae
Product: multiple inositol polyphosphate phosphatase 1-like
Exons: 5
Coding region: 57-1436 (459 amino acids)
Molecular function (GO): inositol phosphate phosphatase activity; acid phosphatase activity
Source: RefSeq, a predicted model, not a curated record